Messenger RNA from Amoebophrya sp. A25, 15742 nucleotides. The record is from the annotation of a GenBank genome assembly. Lineage: Eukaryota; Dinophyceae; Syndiniales; Amoebophryaceae.
GUCUAGAGGCAGCCUCCAGACUUCCUUCCACCUCUACAGCGACCGGAUGCUAAAGCGCCGCCAUCUUCUUAUACGUCAAAUCGUCGUGGUCUUAUGCAAAUCUCAAUCAAUCGUGUGUUGUGCAUGAGAACUUGUACGACGACCAAAACCUAGUCGGGUAGCUGCUGCAUAGUAUCUAGAUUUACUUAGUCUUAGAAGUCACACAACAUCUUCACUAAAUUUGUUCGUAGUUAAAAGAGAGAUUUUUCCUAUUGAUAUUCUUAAUCACUUAAUCGAACAAGCAAUAAAAUCUGAAGCAUUCAUGAUUUAUAUCAUCAAGCAAAAUCUAAUCCAAUCCCAAAAAAAAUCUAUCAGUGGUUUUCAACAAAAAUUCUUGCAUUAUUUUUUUCAUCUUGUAUAAUCAAUAACAGAUAGACCACUCGUCAAACUCUUCAACCUCCAUUUUCUAGGUUUUACUCUGUAAAUUAUUUGUUCAAUAAUCUUCAAUGGGAGGAGGUUGUACUAAGGUACUACGGGAAAUGAAAUAACUUAAUUUUUUGUUGCAUCGAGGAUCGACGUUGUAUGUGAUGAUAUAAGACUCGACGACGUAACGAAUUACUUUCUCAUAGUAAAUAUCGGGGUGUAAAAAUUAAUGAUAGCAGUAAUUGGGGUUUCUGCAUCUACAACUGGCGACUUUGAAGAUGCAUUACCGGAAAAAGCAGCAUAACCAUAGUUCCGGUAGUACUAGUGGAGAGCAUCAACCCGGUGCUGCAGCUAGUAGUACUGGUUCUGGUACGACUUGUACGGCAGCUAGUACAAUUAUGGCACAGAAAAACCCAACCCUUUACACAGCCCAUUCUUCUCAUUCCCCUUUUACACAAGGGGAAUCCAUACUGGGUUGCUGGCGUAAGGUUGGGCUUUUCUCUUCGCUAAUACAACAGCAGCAGCAGAGAAAGAGAACAAUACCAGAAGUACCAACAAGAACAGUACUUCAGCAGAGAAAGAGAACAAUACUAGAAGUACCAACAAGAACAGUACUUCUACUACUAGUACUACGAAUGCAUCAGUUCUUGCCUCAUCGGUCAAUGAAGUAGAGAAUAAAGACAAAGAGUCAACAACAAGAGCAGGCACUGCAGCCUCUACUAGUACUUCUGCUGCUCCUUCCACCAGUGCCAUCUCCAGUACUAGUAGUGCUAGUGCCGUAGCUGCUCCUUCUGCAGGAGGUGGAGGGCAUCAAAAUCACCAUCAGCAUCAUACGCCGCAGCUCGUUUAUCGUGAAAAGCACGGAGGAAAUAGUUCUAGUAGUAAGAAGCAAAAUCGAGUUUUCUACAAGGAGAAACAAGUUGCUUCGACUUCGAGUUCAUCGAGCCAUCAAAUUCAACAUGUAGCUCCUACAACGAGGACAUCUUCCUCCUCGCCAACUCUUGCCUCUUCAGGCGCUACGUCUGCGAGUACGAGUGCGUCUGGGUCCUCUGGUGCAUCCUCAAGCUCAAGUGGACAUCAACAACAACACUCGUCCAGUGGACAUCAACAUACGCAUACUAAGAACUCUCGUGCUUCAGGUAGUGGCGCACAAGGAGACAGUUCAGGUGGAUCGGCCACGUCUUCUAAAAAGACCACUUCUAGUACUGAGCGUGAGGAUCGUACAGCUACUAAAACAGUUUCUAGCAUUUCUAGCAGUGGCAACAAAGCUGAGGGAGCACAACAGUCCUCUGCCACGACUGUCAAGGAGCACCAGCAACAAUCAUCUACGAACAACUACAACUCCUCCUCAGGAAGUGGCAACAACAAGAAGAGUUAUCUCUCUACUGUAGUAGGUGGUGGCCCACCAGCAGUGUCAUUGUCUGUGACAGGUAGUACAACAGAUUCUGCGGUUGGAGCAGAACAGUCUACUUCGUCAACGAACCACGGAAACAAUAACAACAACAAGAAAGCGAAAGAGUGGAAACCGACUUGGAAAAAGUUGUAUAAUCGGACUCCGCAAGUCGUGUCUUCAAAUAAAGGGCAACAGCAUCAUCAGAAGGACAGUUGUAAUCCUCCUACUAGUAGUUGCGGAGCGACGACCACUACUAGUUCGAGUUCCGCUCAACAUCAAACAAGUCAUAGCACAACCAGUCAAACGCACACAACUAGUACUAGUAGUACUGGUACUCAUAAAAGCGCUCGUUCUACUAGUAGCAUAGCUCCUCCUACAGCUGGUUCAGUUCCUACAGCUGGAGGUGGCUCAUCUGCUCCUGAAUCUUCUGGGAAGCAGUCUCAUUCUCAAGGAUCCAAAACGAAGAUGCCGUCAACGACCACAAAUAGUAGUAAUGCAGUACUAGUAGGAGGCUCAUCUUCUUCGUCUACGACUACGAAACAAGGAGGAGGUAACAUUAUACAAUGUCGAAAGAGAUGUUUUGUGUGACAGUUCAUGUUGUAGCGUUGCUUUCGCAAUUUGAAUUGAAGUCUCAUAUUCAUUGCUCAUCAACUGCACUUUGCUUUAUUAAUAUUGCUGUCUUUUUUCAGUACGGGUGGAUGUUGAGUCGAUCAAAUCUUCAACUUCUUACUUUGCAUAAUUAACCAGACCUCCUGCCAGGCACAUCAAUCAAUCAGUCAAUUCUUCUUGCUAUUAUUCUGCCCCACAACAUCACCCAGGUGCACCAGCUCCACCGCCAGCAGCAACUCCUGUCGUCAAGGCACUUCCUGACAUUUCCGACACCACUGACCCUUGGGAGUUACCAAUCGAAGUGCUAGAAAAACGGAAUUUAGACCUACUAGUGCUAGAACAGCGUGAGCGUGCAACGGCAACAGCGACAGCGAGACGAAGAGGAGGACAUGGCGCUCCCGGCGAUCUCAGACAUGUCCGCCAUUUUCAUACAUCAAAUAACAUGAAAAAUAUGGAAGGAGACAACGCUGAACAAAAACCUGGAUCACAUGGACAUGAACAAGAUGUAGAGCAGCGCAUGGAGAGCAACCCUGGAUCAUCCUCUGCGACUGCAACUUCUGGUGCGUCUUCUUCAUCUUCAAAAUUUUCAAAUUUGGUAGGAGGAGGAACGCCAGGACCUGGAGUCGUCGUUACUACUACCCCAAAAAUUCCGACAGAGAGUCCACCAUUUACGGAAAGGAAAAAUACUAAUACGAAUAAUUUUCUUUUUGAGUGAGUGUGUCUACUUUGUGAUUGCUCUGAUCGUGAUGUUGAUGUUCACGUUCUUUCUAUAAUUUUUCACGAAUCGUUUGAGUUUGUUACUCACUGACUCCUUCAUCUUCUUGGAAUCUAGAAGAAAGUCAAACUUUAAAUCUUUUCCAAUAUCAUGUUUACACUUCUAAUCUUGCAGGAGCACUUGUCACAAGAACUCCUAGCGGAUCUUUAGCGCCGUCACUAUCUGCGCCGCCGACCACAGGAGCUCCUCCUGAAAGUCAUCCUCCUGCUGCGAUCACUACAGCAACGCACAGUGUUGGGGGUUCUUCACUUGCUAGAACUGCUGGAGGCGGUCGACCGCCUGCGUUGCCUAGUAGUAGUCCUCUAUUGAAGCGCGGCCCGUUGGGAGGUCAGCAGGAUUUGUUGGCUCCCAUGAUAUCUGGAGGGUCUGGAGCAGAGGGUCCCAGCACUUCUGGAAAUCCUAGUCAAAGUGGAAAUCCUAGUCAACAACUUUUUUAUCGACCGCCGCCAUUGCGACCACCAGCAAACUUAGGCCUCCCGGGAACAACAGCUAGUAGUGUUGCUGAAGAUCAUAGUGCAGGAGUAGUUGGACUUCUUGGAGAGGACUCAACUAAGACCACGAGGCAAAGGGAAAGGCGCAUAAGCAUCGAGAUUGACGAAAAUUUGCUUCGAACGCCAGACGUUGGCUUGAAUCCACCUAGUAUUCCACACAAUAUUAAUAGCGCUAGGUCUUGUUCUAUAGGUCGUGGGCCGCCUGAGCAGCCUAUUGGAGGACCUCCUUCGAGUACAACUUCUGAUAGAGUUGUAGAUAGUGGAAUAACUACUCAGCAACAGCAUCAGAACAACAACAAGAACUUAAUAUCGUCCUCAAAUACGUCUACGGGUGGUGGAUCUGGAGGUGUUACAGUCUUAGAAGUUGGCUUAGGAGCAAGAAGAGGUGGUCUAGGAGCUGAUGGAGUAUCUUCCAUACCUCCUCCAGGAACAAUCGUUGGUCCACCACACCAACACCUUCUAGAAGUAGGAUCCUCUUCAACAAGGAGAACUCCAACUGGUAAUCCUCGUGGUUCAUUGAUACAACUAGAAGAUGAGAACGGAAACCUUCUAACGGACGCGGACCACGACAUGAUUAUAGACGAGCCACGAUCAUCGCUUUUGCUGGGCGAACAGGGUUCGGUGCAAAUUGACGAUGCACCCAGCACGACUAGACGCGGUGCGAGGUUGCAAGAACAAGAGAGCACGAUAUUCAGUCCUCGUGGUGUUGACAUCAGCGGAGAAGGAGGAGCACUAGCUGUGCCGGGUCAAGGUGGCCCUGGCGCCGGUCAUCAGAGCUCAAUGCCGAUGUCUGCGAGUACUGCUAGUGGUGGUAACAACAUGAAUAGACCUGAAGGCCCACCUCUGCUUGCACCACCUAGUAGUUUAGAUGGCCCCACUGGAGGAAUGAUGAACGGAGGACCUCCUUCGCAACAUCAAGGGAUGAACUUCAACAUGAACAAUGGCCCUCCGAGUCAAAAUCAUCAAGUUCAAGGUCAUAAUAUCAACAUGAUCAAUAGUGGUCAGAACAUGAACAAUAGCGGAGGUCCUAAUAUGCCAAUGAUGAACAACAAUGGAGGUGGUGGCAGUGGCGGACCUGGUGGACCUGGCAUGAAUCUUCAGAAUCCUCCUUCUAGUACCAUGAUCAACGUUAAGGCUUAUCUUCCUUAUCCAUCUUCUGCGGCAUCCUGAAGAGGCUUUCAAGGGGAAACGGACCCAGGAUGCGCCUCAAGAUGGAUGGGUGUGAGCUCUAACAACGGACCUAACGUGCCGAGCAACAUGGGGAUGGGUGGCCCUCUUCACAGUGCCGGUCCUCCUCCGCAAGUCCAAAAAGGGCCGCCAGUUCCCGCAGGGCCAGGUCCUGGAGGGAUGAAUAUGAUCGGCGGCGGGCCGCGAAAUUGGAACAACAACGGCGCAGGAGGUGGUCCGCCUCGUGGUCGAUGGUCUGAACAAUCGGGGAUGAGUUCUUACAACAUGAUGAAUGGCGGAGCAGGUGGAGGCGGUAACGGUAACAAGGAUGGUAGUUCUUACAUGGGAGGUAGUACUAAAGGUGGUGGAGGAGAGCAUACUAGUAACAACAUGUUUGGUGGAGGAGAGCAGCGUAGAGGUGGUCAAAUGUCAUCAUCCCAGCAUAAUGGAGGAGGCGGAGGUGGUCCCUUGAACUUUGUUGAGAUCAACACUGGCGGUCCUCCUGGUAAUGGUAAUAUGGAUCAUCUGUCUUCAUCAUCAAAGGGUGGACCCGGUGGCAACAUGAUGCGUGGAGGAGGGUCAGGUGGGCCUAAUGCUGCCGGAGCUGGUGGCCUUUCCAGAGGUGGCGGCUACAGUGGAGGUGGUGGUGGUCCGCGUGGCGAGAAUUCUUACCAUCGUAGUUCUGCCAAGGAAGGCUUCGGAGGCGGUGGCGGAAAAGGCAAUGACUCCUACAAUGGCAAUGGGGGUGACCACAAGCACAACAACUCCUACAUGUCCAACAAUGUGAACUCAACAUCUUCUGGAGGCGGCGGCCCUCAUAAUUCUCAGCAUAACAACAAUUCCUAUGCCCGAUCUUCGUCGUAUCAUAACCAUGGGCAUCCCAAUUCAGGAGGAGGAGGACCAAGAGAAGGUCAUCAUGGUGGAGGUGGUGGAGGCUAUAACAAUUCAUCCGGAGGGGGAGGUAAUAAUUCCAGUAGGGAACACAACCAUAACAUGAACUCGUCCUACAACAACUCAUCAUCCCAUGGUGGUUAUGGCGGACCUCGCGGAGAAGGAAGAGGAGGUGAACAAGGUUCAGGUGGUUACAACAACGGCGGAGGAGGUUCUUUAGGUGGUCCUCAUUCCUCACAUCACGGAGGAGGUGGUGGUUCAGGCGGAUAUGGCGCCUCAUCUUCAUUCCGCGAUCAUCCACGCAGUAGAGAUGGAGGCGGCCACAACAGCUUUUAUGGUAGCGCUGGUGGUGGUUCUCGUGGUGACGGCUUUUAUGGCAGCAGUGGUGGUGGUGGAGGUGGUGGUGGUUUUUCAAACUACAAUGGAGGCGGUGGUGGCUUUUCAAACUACAAUGGAGGCGGUGGUGGCUUUUCAAACUACAAUGGAGGAGGUGGUGGCUUUUCAAACUACAACGCAGGUGGUUCCUUCCACCCAUUCCACGAAACUACAUCUGGCGGAGGUCGUGGAAUGGGUGGAAAGGACAACGAGGAGUUCGGUCCGAGAAGGUACAACGGUCAUAAUUAUCCCGGGCCAAGUCACCACCAUCGCUCGUCGGCGUCCUGGGGUUUAGGCGGGUUUAGUGGGAGUACAGGCAGUACUAAGGGAGGAUCAUCUACUUCUAAGGGAGGAGGUGGUCCGAUCACGGGUUCAUCUUCUCGUGGCAUGACAGCGGUCGAAGCUGCCUUAGCUGACGUGGUGGCGAGAACAGGCUUUGGCUCUGGGGUCGGAGGACAGAAGGAUGGCAACAAUAACAUGGGUGGAGGUGGAACAACGGGAGGUCAGAAUAACAAUAACAGCGGUGCUGGAAUGCCGCCGCAGAGGAUGCAGCAACUAGGUGCUCAUGGUCUGCCACCCUCAGCAACGAAGUCUGUCCUUGUCGGCCCUAACAAUGGAGGACCACAACAACAGCAAGGUGGUGGAAACAAUAAUAUGCAGAUAAUGGCGGGACAGAUGAAUCAGAACAUGAACCAGAACCAGAUGAACCAAAUGAACAUGAAUCAGAUGAACAUGAAUCAGAUGAACAACCAGGCUGGAGGAGGUAACGGCAUGAACAUGAUGGGGAUGGGAGGUGCUGGAAAUAAUCAGAUGCAGCUUCCUGGAGGUGGUAACAACAACAUGAACAUGGUAGGCGGGGGCGGGGCGAUGUCAAUGAAUAACAGCAUGGGCGGUGGGGGCGCGAUGCAGAUGCAGGCUAUGCCUAAUCAGAUGCCUAAUCAAAUGCCGCCAGUUCAACAGGGAGUCCCUGGCGGCAAUAUGCUGAUGAAUCCACCCAACAUGAACAACAUCAAUAUGAUGUUGAUGCAGCAACAGCAGCAGAUGGCACAACAAAACAAUAUUGGCAGCAACAUGGGGGGCAACGUCGGAGUUGGUAAUAUGAGCAACAAUAUGCCGAACCCCAAUAUCGGUGGACCUCAAAUGAGUAAUAAUAUGAUGAACAACAACAAUAAUGGUGGGCCUCUGAUGUCGAUACAGUCGAUGCAGCAGCAACAGCUGGGCAAUGUAGUUGCUGGAAACGGGAACCCUAGUGCGCAGAUAAAUGGCAAUGGGGGUAAUAACAUGAACAACGGCAACAUGAACAACAUGAAUGGAGGUGGGUUGAACAAUUUUCCGACUUCGGGGCCGAUGAACAGCAACAACAACAAUUCGACCCAAGGACAGAUGAACAAUCAAUCCUCCUCAGGGCCGAACAACAUGAACAACCCUACUUCCUCACAGGGAAUGAACAACAACAGCAGUGCGAAUGCAUCCUCGUCUUCAUCUGGUAACAACAACAACAACAACAACAACAACAACAACGCACCCAACAAUAGCCUGCCUGAGCAGCAGCAACAGCGUACGGUGAACGGCACGAUGACCGUCUUGAACGACUUUUUUCAUCCCCCUCAGAGACGCGAGUUGUUGCCGCUUCCGGCUAAUAUGGUCUUAUCAGGUCCUCCGCCACUGGGGAAUGUCAACUCUAACAACAGCAGCAGCACUGGCAACCUGAUCAAUCAUAUGUCCUCUGGUAAUGGCACUGGUAAUUCAUCUUCUACUGUUCAAGGUCAAGCACAAUCUGCAUCUGGUGAAAACGCAGCUUCUUCAUCUUCUACUUCGGGCGCAGGUCCGCUACCGAACACCAUGGUGCCACUAGUAAACAACAGCAAUACGGGUCGGGGUCCGCCGCCCAAUGUCAUGCCAGGUGCCACUAGAAGUAGUAGUCCGCCUACAGAUGUCUCAGCCUCCGGUGCUCAACAGCAAACCAAUGCUCAACAGCAGACCAAUGCUCAACAGCAAACCAAUGCUGGAGCAAUGUUGAAUAGGAACAACAGCACAGGAGAAAAUGCCGCAGGAACCCUACCAGGUACGCUGGCUUUACCAAAUCCGAACCCGAACCCGUCUGAAGCAAGUGGGGCACCAUCCAUGCACCAGAACCAAAACAACAUGAGCAUCAAUGGAGGUGGUAACAACGGUGGAGCGAAUAUAAUGUCGUCUGCAUUUAUUGGUCCACCAUUGAUAGGACCACCUAGUACUGUGACAACCACUACUCCUGGGAUGAAUCCUGCAUCCGCUCCGUGGAUGCCAACAAUGUUCGGCGCUGGAGGGGGGACAAGUGCUAGUGCCGGUCCUGGAGAUUUGAGCAACACUAGCAGCAAGGCUAUGAACCCGAACGCACCGGCGUUCAAUAGUACAGGCGCGCAACCCUUAAUGACGAGGAUAUCUUCAGGUGCUGGAAUCGUCCAUGCAGCUCCAGGAAGCUGUUCGACAAUGGAUGCGCCACCACUAGCUGGUCGUGCAUCUGCUUCGUCCUCAGCUGCGACUUCAUGUACGUCAUCGUCAAGUAGCUCUAGUUCAUCACUUCUGCCGGCUUUGGAGCACAUGCCGGAGCCACCGAGUCAAAGUGCCAUUGUGCAGCCGCCACGUCUACAGCCACCAGCCAUCUCAGCGCCGCAAUUCAACAGUGGCCCGCCAACUGCGACACCGAGUCCUGCCGCUGGCGCUUCGUCGAUGGGAGGAGGUAUGAACAUUCAAGGAAACAACAACAACAACAACAACAACAACAACAACAACAACAACAACAACAACAACAACAACAACCCUCCGGGCUCUGUUCCCUCAACAUCUUCUGUGCCUACACCGGUGUGUCCACCAACUAAUGCGUCGCCAAACAACCCAGGGGGCGGACAGCCACUCAUGCUCAACACUACUCUCAGCCUAGGAACUCAGAGUUCAUCCUGUGCUACAUCCGGAACAAGUGCAUCUUCUAGUGGCACUAACAUCGUUAACUCUACUAGUGCUGUACAACUAAACAAUACCAGUACAACCAGUAGUGGAUCUGGACCUGGAUCAAUGAUGGCCGUAGGAGGAGGCGGAGCAACCACCUCUUGUUUUAGUGGGGGACAAGAACUUGGAACAACUGGUAAAAAUUCUUCGAUGUUGACCAACAAUGGAGGUUCGGCAGCCAGUUCAGGAGGAGCAGGACUAGUACAUCAAGGCCUUUUAGUACAACAUCAGGUUCCACCAGGUGGAGACCAACUUCAGUUGCAUAAUCAAGGCAGGACUUCUUCACUUGGAGGAGGUCCUCACUUUCCUACAAACGAUCUGCAGCAAGCUAGAACCUCUUCCAUCGGUACCUUAUCCGGGGGAGGCGGCGGUGGUCACUUGGGCACUAGUGUAGCCAGUUCGAGUAGCGGAGGACCCCUCGCGCCGACGUUGUCUUCAGGAUCUUCGACCUUGAUGGGUAAUAGUUGUAACAUGGGAGGUCCGCCAAUGGUUCAUCCAGGCACGGGAGGGUCGUCGAUGAUGGGGGCAGGUUCGAUGCAGCAAGGAGGCAGCACGAGUUCGAGCAACCCCAACUUCCUAGGAGGAGGGGGAGGGCAGCAGAACAUGAGCAAACCCUCGAUGAUGAACGGGAAUGCGCCACACUUUACACCGAGUAUGAGCAUGAAUGGAGCUGGUGCUGCGAGUAUGAAUGGCGCUGGAAAUAGUAUGAUGAACGGUGUUGGUGGAGGUGCUACAGGAAACAUGAAUAGCAUGAACAAUAUGAACACUCAACAGCAUACUGGAGGAGGUGCCAAUGCAAUGGGCAGUGGAGGUGGAAUGAACUUGAUGAAUCUGAACCCUCCUGGUGCUGCAGGUGGUGCUGGAGGCGGAAAUUCAAGUCUCCCUUUUGGAGGUCCUCAAAAUCAUAACCAGGCUCAUCAUGGUGCUAAUAACAGCAAUAGUAAUAGUAUGAACGGCUCUACUGGUGGUGCAAACAACAACAACAACAAUAACAACAACAACAGCCUUCAUCAACAAAAUUCAUCCGCCAAUCAUACCGCGGCCAUGUCCCAACUGCAACAGCAACAGCAAUUGUCCUCACUGUUUGCGAACCCUCAUGCGACUUUGUUCGGUGGAGGUGGCUCACAUCAGAUGGGCCGUUUCGAGCAUGCAGCUUUGAAUGCCGCUAUGAAUCCCAUGGCAGCAAGUAGAUUUCAGCAACUACAUGCUGCCAUGGCAGCAAGUAGCACAAAUCCACUUACAUCAGUGUUAAGGCCACAAGAAAUCCACCUGCCUCAGCAUCUUGGUCCUGCCGUUUAUUUUUCAACAGGGAAUAACUACUUAUAACAAUAGAUAUUAACGGGGGACCAAGUGCAAGUAGUAGAGGAGUCUUCGCGGACGGAUGUCUCUUAGCUCUAACACUGGGUAGCGGUACUCUGCAUCAUAUGGGAGGACCUCUGUCUCCGGGGAAGGGCUUCUUAGCGAAAAAUGGACCACCACCAUGGGCAAAGCCUGCACAAUUCGGAACGGGGGGAAAAGUACUAAUACCUUUUCUAAGGUGAAAACCAAAAAUCAAACCAUGGAGUGAGUGUUCAAAAAUACUCUGCUUCGAUUACAUACUUAGAUCAACACGAUUCCUCUUGCUCUUCCUGUCCUUCAUCCUCUUAUGGUUGCUGAUGUCUCACCGUAUAACCUUACUAUGCUAUUCCGCCUACAUGUACUAGUACAAGUACCACUGGUCGUAUUCUCUAUGAUGUAAUUUUGAAGCGUAAUAUACGCAUAAGAAAUAGAAGUCACUGUCUUCACCAAUAUAAUUCCUCCACGACCACGACACAAGAACUUCCCCACUUUCACGUACACCAGGGCUUCAAUCUCGGAAAAGGAGGCGGCUACAAGAGUGGAAUGUUGCCAAAUCCAGUAAGCGACUUUCACAUCCAUGGGCCCCAUGUUGACGACCAUACCAGUUUUAGCAUGCCGGGAGGUAGAAGUACUGCAUCUAUGUGAGAUUUUGAUCUUUUUGUUGCGAUUAAGCGAGUAAUCUCCCACACCACCAGACACUUACUUUUAUUGCAGCCAACAUGACUUUUUUUACUUUGUUUUGGGUGUGGUCUGUCGAAGCACUACUUUUCUAUCAGUAGAGACACAUCAACAAAACUUGAACUCUUAUUGAAGACCUUCAUCUAAGUCUUUCCUGAAGUAGUAUCAUGAAAACAUCCACAUCAUGAUUCACUCCUCGCUAAAAACACACCAGAUCUCCACCAAAGUGGUUCACGUGGCGACCAUCAUAUGCAACACCAGGGGAUGCACAUGGGUAUGGGCGGAGGGUCUUCUUCGUCUGGAGCUAUUGUGAAACCCUUUGAGCAAGACGAAAAUGAUGCAGCACGCGUCUUCCACGUUCUAGAAUCCUUUUUGUAAGGCGUGGUCCGCUAAUGUCUAAUGAUCCAUCUUCAGAGAAGUGGUCCUAGUAGGAAAGGGGCUUUUAUUACUUUUUAAGGGGAAAAGGCACCACCUAGAAUGCUGCGUUUCCAGAAGAUGGAUUAGGGUGAGCAGCUCUAAUUUUUGCGAGAUAAGAUAAAACCAGCCGAAAUCGACUCACAUCCUGGAGUGAAGCCAGGGAAAACGAGAUGCAAGGAAGCAUUAGCAGGAUUGGCGAAGAUUUGUCGGACACAUUUUUUGGAUCCGAACACAAAUUACGCGAAGAGAAUGACGGAUGCGUACUCGUCUUCUAUUAUAAUAAUCAUCGGGUUUCGCUCUCGCUCAGAUUCAUCUCGUAGGAUAGAUUUAGGUGGUGCUAAGUAGAUCAUUGGCUUUUAUCCAAAUCCAAUGUGUGGUAGCCGAAUCAAGCAGCCGCUCGUGCAUCCACAACAAAUCGCUGCAUCCACAACAAAUACAUAUUCCUCACACGACCAGGUACCAACACCAGACCAGAGCCCUUACUUGCCAGCCAUUCGGGUCCUUUAUGCAGGGGACGCAGGUUCGGCUUUCUGACCUCGACGUGGCUGUAGUUUUCGAGAUGCUACCGCAACAUUCGGAAGCCGAAAUAGAUAGUGCGCAAUUUGUCCAGGACACUUUGCUCAUGCUUGAGAAGAUCUUCAAAGCUGAAAUCCUGAAAAGUGAGCAAGAAGCAGCGGCUAGGGCAGCGGCUGAGAGUACUUCUACUACAAACUCAAAUAGUGGUGGCGACACAACCACAACAUCAAGCACAACUCGAAACAAACUAAAACCCGCAUCGCCAUGGCGAGUACAAGACUGUCUUCCUGCAGCGAUAGUUCCGUUGUUGAAAUUGGUCUUUGAAGACGUUCUUGUGGUCGAUAUAAGCAUACGCGUCGCGAGAUAUCGGGGAGAAGAGGUAGAUACUUAUUCUUGUGGUCGAUAUAUGCAUACGCGUCGCGAGAUAUCGGGGAGAAGAGGUAGAUACUUAUUCUUGUGGUCGAUAUAUGCAUACGCGUCGCGAGAUAUCGGGGAGAAGAGGUAGAUACUUAUUCUUGUGGUCGAUAUAUGCAUACGCGUCGCGAGAUAUCGGGGAGAAGAGGUAGAUACUUAUUCUUGUGGUCGAUAUAAGCAUACGCGUCGCGAGAUAUCGGGGAGAAGAGGUAAGUAGAUACUUGGAUACUUAAAUAUAGAUGCUUCGGCUACUUAGAAGUUGUAAUAGAGGUAGAUAUAGAUAUACUCAUUUACAUUAUUAUUAAUUUGUUAAUCGUUCUUUUUGUUGCUAGAAGUGGGAUACAUGUACUCGAAGCUGAUCUAAAUAUGUUGCUCCUAGGACUAACGAUAUCCUGAGGAUCAGGAUGAUAAUCUUUAUCUUCCCUCAGGCUCAGAUUCUCAAUCCAAACUCUUUUUUCUCGUCCCCUGCUCACAGCCCGCCGCCGAGUUCGGACAGGACGCCUGCUUACACCUAGGAGCUGACAGUCCGAUCCAUCCUAUCAUUUACACGACCUCUGGCGGCGUCCCACCUUCAGAGGAUCAUGUGGUCCUAGACUUGGUGAACACUAGCUCUUGCGAUGAUAGUGUAAGAGAGAUGCGCCUCUCAAGAGGAGCUGAGCCCGCUGAUGCCAGUGCAACAAGUGCUGGCGUUGUAGGCGUUGCUGCUGCUACUUCUGCAGUUGUUGGUGCUUCAACUUCAAUGCCAUGCAGAACACUAGUAGAUGAGGAUGAUUUAGUCGUGGCUAUCGGCGACGGUGUUGGUGCAUCACUUUCAGCGCCAGCUGCUCCAUCUUCAAAUUUUGCCUCAACAUCGUUGUUGAAUAUUAAGUCCUCGGGUUGUACUAAGGGAGUAGACCAAAUUGGCAACCAGAAUACUAGUGCUGCUGACCGAGAGGAUUCUGCAGAAGAUGACGACCAAGCAGAGGAUUUCAGUUGCUCCACCGCUGGAGAAGAUAACAACAGCCUGAAGCAUGGAUCAUCACCUUUUGACAAGUUCUCUAGGUUUGACAAGACGAAGACCACAAAAGAAACAGUGAUGUCAGCGGAAGGAGGAAACGCAUCACACUUCCAGUCUACGGUCUUGCCUUCGUGCUGUGACGAUGAUGAAGGGUCAUCAUGUGAGGAGCAAAUGGGUCCUGGUGGGUCUUCUUCUUGUGAAGAAUCGGUACAGCAGGGUCCCCAGUCGUCCAAGAGUCAAGGACAGGAGUUACCUAUAGCAGCUAUUGCAUCGUCCCUUGUACCUUCGGCGAGUGCGCCAGCAGCAGUUGUUGCUGCGCAAAUAGAUGCUGGUGGAGGAACAAGCACAGGAGCCACAGGUACUUCUAGUGGCAGCAGUAGUGCUGCUGCAACUUCUUCUUCGUCAUCCUCUAGUGCAGCAGCGGCUGCGCCAUCAGGAGCCACAGCAGUAGUUGCUGCUGCCAAUGGCGUAAUAUCCUCGACUUCAUCUGCGUCUAAGAUGAUGACAAGCACAAGUAGCAUGUCCAGUACAGCUACUAGGAUCGUAUCAGCGUCAGAGGAACCUGGAGGGGGCCCUGGGACAUCUUCGUCAACCACUGGUGGGACUACUAAUAUUGGUACUAAUGCGAAAUCUACGUCGUCUUCCGCACCAAUGAUGCUGAAAAGUUCCUCUUCUGGCGGUGGAAACAUGACCUCGUCGGUCAGUGUUACAGGUGGCGCCUCAGCCUUGAACAAGAGCACGCAGAGCACGCCAUCCCAAGCGGUGAGAGCGAUUCAGAAGCAAGCGGCCCUGAUAUCCUCAACCGCAUUGGUGAAGAAGCGAGAUCAGAUCAUUAGAGCCCAGUUCGCCAGAGCGGCUGUGGUGGUGAAGAACACGGUGUACGUUGUGAAGCACUGGUCAAAAUGUGUCGGUUUGAAUUGCGCUUACAAAGGUGGGCUCAACUCGCUGUCGUGGCUGCUACUGGUAAUUUAAUAAUCAUGAAUGAUGUUGAUGACAUUUUCUACUUUCUUUUUCUUUUGUGUGUGAUAAAAAUGUGAACAAGUUGUACAUCAAGGAAGUACUAACUUACUCUUUGAAUUUAUUUUCCACUCAGUUGUUUCUUGUCAUGACUCUCUUCAACACGUAGCUGUCUUUUUUACCUCGCACCAAGUAAUCCGUUUUUUCUUCAAGUAAGAACCGUUUUUCCGUCAAAUUUGAAACUUCUUCGCCCAGGUGUUCGCUCACUACAAGAAGUGCCAUCAUCCGGUUCUCUUGAACGAAGAGGAGUUGCGCAGUCGUGGGUGGCAGUCCAAUGAAAAAAGUGACAUGAUUCCAACCUCACACCAGGCGAAGCAUAUCGCUUUUUUCUACCACUGGCUUUCGGAAUUGACGAAGAAUGCGUACUUCUUAUUUGGAUUUGCUACAGCUACAGCUAUUACACCUACUUCAUAUUCAUAAUUUUUUGCUAGUUGUAUCGAUUACAGCUACUUCAUUUAAUAUUUUGCUAGUUGUUGUAUCCGUAUGGAUCAUGUUAAUGUUAAUAAUGUUUCGAUCAUGUUAUUUUUUUUUCGAUCAUGUUAAUGUUAAUAAUGUUUCGAUCAUGUUAUUUUUUUAUCGAUCAUGUUAAUGUUAAUAAUGUUUUCGAUGGUGCAAGAACUUUUCAAAAAUUCAUCAUUGUUGUCAACUACAUUGUGUUUUUUCAUGAGCAAAUGCAGUAUAGUGAAAGUGAAACGACGUAAUUCAUCUUCUCCUGGUCUGGAAGUCCUUGUUCACGCCACUGCUACAUACCCACUGCUACCUACACUUUCAUUCCAGAAAAAGAUGCCACACUGUAAGGCUACGUAACCCUACCACCUCCCUAUCACCAUAAUCUCAUCAACCAGAUCCGUCUAUAUCGAUGCCCAAUUCGACGUGUUUGUGGAAACGGAUGAGGGCAGAACCGCGGACAGCCCAAUCCUCUACAUAGAAGAUCCGAUGCAGCGGUUUAAUAUCCACAACAACACGGCGCUGAGCUUGUUGCCACACGUACUAUUGUCCUUCGUCUUCAAGAACUAGGGUGUUGUAGUAGUUUCUCUAGAUGAAUGAUUGUUGUUAUUUUUGAGUAGGUUUUUUAGUUCUACUACUUUUCCGUAGUACUUGUUGUAUUUAAAUUGUUUCUUCACAAUGUUCUUGCUCUUUUUCUUCCCCAGGUUUGGCGUAAGAUCGGUGACAUGGCUUUGGAUGAGAUGUGGAGAUACGUGCCUUCGAGGGUUCAUGAGGUUCUCAGGGACCCUAAUCUGGAUGAGCUGAAGCGUGCAGAGUCUAUGAUUAUCUAG